UUUAUUAGAAGAAAGUGGGUUAGAGAAACGGAUGUUUGAAAGCGUUGCCACUAGUUUUCAUCAUAAUUUCAAUAAGCAAGAUCAUUAUAGAGUUGGAUCAGCUUUGGUAUUAUUGCUACAAAAUGAAGAUCUCCUUCCUACCAAGGAGCAGAGGUUAAUUUCCGUUUUCCUUCUUUACGAGAUGUAUCGUACUGAGCCAAUACAAGCCAAUCCAUUUGCCUCUGUAUUCAUUCAUUUAUUGCACCCUCCUGAAGAUGUCAAAUCUAAAACCUCCGGAGAGUCUAGUAAGAAACCUUGGGCUCUGCCGAAGCUGGAAAGUUCAGAAAAGUAUUUUCUCUCUCAACUGAUAUCUAUGCCUACAAAAGAUCUUUUUAAAAAAACUCCUCAACAAAUUAUUCAGAUGGAUGUUUCUGACAUGCAGUCAUUUGAUGUAAGUGGGCUGCAGGUUGCUCUUGCAGAGAGACAUUCAGAAAUGUCUCAGACUAGCAAAUGUGGAAUUCCUGUAGUUCUAUCACAUCCUGAUGAUAAACCAAUAGAGAACAUUGAUUCAGCCGCCUUGAAGAGUGCUCGAGAGGGACUCCUGUGUGGCAGUGAUGCUCCCGUUCAAUCUUGUUACAAACCAGAAUGCAUACGAUUAGCUCCUCCUCUUCAUGCAUUUGAUGAUGAACUGGUGUGGAUGAAUCUGACUAAUCCAUCUGAACAUAAAGUUGCGUGGGACAUGUCAAUGUGUGUCAGUAACACGGCUGGUGUGGAAGCAAAGCGACUAAUGGCAAAAGCAUUCAAAACUGCUCUCUCCCCCCCUCAGACACAGCAACUGGUAUCGGAGCUAGAGGUGGAUCCUAAACUUGUUUAUCAUGUAGGGCUAACUCCAGCAAAGUUUCCUGAGUUAGUUGAGAUGAAUCCUACAAUAGCAUUUGAAACGCUAAUACGUUUGAUGUCGUCCAAUCAAAUAACUGACUAUUUCACAGUACUGGUCAAUAUGGAGUUAUCUUUACAUUCCAUGGAAGUAGUGAAUAGGUUAACCACAUCAGUAGAUCUUCCAACAGAAUUCAUCCAUUUGUAUAUAUCCAACUGCAUUAGCACAUGUGAAACAAUUAAAGACAAAUACUUACAAAACAGGCUGGUGCGACUAGUGUGUGUAUUUUUACAGUCAUUAAUCAGAAAUAAAAUCAUCAAUGUUCAAGAUUUAUUCAUUGAAGUUCAAGCAUUUUGCAUAGAAUUCAGCCAAAUACGUGAAGCAGCUGCACUAUUCAGACUGCUGAAGCAAAUUGAUAACGGUGAACAAACAUCUGGACAAUCCAUUCCUAAUUCCCAGUCAAAUAUGGGAAAAUAAUUUAUUUAUAUUUGCUUUGUUCUGUUGCAUCUUUUUUUAAAAGAAAAACAAUGAAUUAGAAAUAAUAAAAAUG
This is a messenger RNA of Parasteatoda tepidariorum (common house spider), 1406 nucleotides long. RefSeq names its product CCR4-NOT transcription complex subunit 11 (gene Not11). Gene Ontology annotation, cellular component: CCR4-NOT complex. NCBI's taxonomy places the organism in Eukaryota, Metazoa, Arthropoda, Arachnida, Araneae, Theridiidae. The record is from RefSeq and is a predicted model, not a curated record.